This is a messenger RNA of Westerdykella ornata, 1919 nucleotides long. RefSeq lists its product as uncharacterized. The record is from RefSeq and is a predicted model, not a curated record. NCBI's taxonomy places the organism in Eukaryota, Fungi, Ascomycota, Dothideomycetes, Pleosporales, Sporormiaceae. The transcript is spliced from 2 exons. Bases 1 to 1659 code for a protein of 552 amino acids.
AUGGACGUGGACAUCCACGACCAUCCAUCAUACCACAAGCAUGCGGAAGCCACGACUUCGGAGCUCUUCUACGAUCUGUUCUUCGUCGCCAACUUGACGACAUUCACUUCGAUGCUGGAGAUCAACGACAGGACCUCACUGACGGCAUACAUUGGUUUCUUCUCCCUUCUCUGGUUGACGUGGUAUCAAGUCUCCCUGUACGAUGUGCGCUUCAGCACGGAUUCGGUCUUUGAGCGCAUUGCCAAAGCCAUUCACUUUGGCGUCAUGGUCGGCUUUGCCGUCAUGGGUGUCCAGUGGAAAGCGGGCCAGGAAGUCACCGACUUCAAGAUCUUCAAAGCAUUCGGUCUUAUUCUCAUGGUUUCUCGUUUCACGCUGGCCUGCCAGUACGGCAUCACCUUGAUCUACUCGCGCAAGUACAAGAAGACCGUCGUCCCGAUUGCCGCCAUUAUCGCGUCCACGACCAUCGCCGGUGUCCUUUAUGGCGCCCUGGUUGCGGCCCUCCCCGCUAUGAAAUAUGAUGCAGACGGUUCCCCGAUCGAGCAAAAGAGCGAUGUCUACAUUGCAUGGUAUAUCAUCGGCAUCGUCGAGACGCUCAUCACCGUAUCCGUCUCGUGCAUCUGGCGCGUCAUCUCCUUCAAGGGAACCCACAUGGUGCAACGCAUGUCGCUCCUGACGCUCAUCAUCCUGGGCGAAGGCAUCAUCGUCAUCUGCAAGUCCCUCUCCAAAAUCGUCAAGAACGAGUUCCUCUGGACCGCCGCCGUGGUGGGCCAGAUCAUCGCCGCCAUCCUCAUCAUCUACUUCCUGUACAUGCUGUACUUUGACCGCCUCCAGGAAGAGCACUUCGGCACCAUCAAGCAGCAAUGGUGGUCCUUCCUGCACUUCCCCCUCCACACGUCCCUCGUCCUCGUCCUCCAAGGCGUCUCCCUCCUCGUCAUCUGGAUCCAAGCCGUCAAAGCCUUCGACGACUUCGCCGUUGUGUUGAACCCCGUCUUAAACGCCACCGCCAACCUGGAAUACGCAUCCGGCAUCGACAUGGCCGCGGCGUACAACGCCACCAUGUGGGCCAGCGUCUACGACUAUGUACCCAAGGGCGUCGACGCCUCCAAGGCCAUCAAGGGCAACGACGAGGCCAUGUACAUCCUCAUCGACGCAUACGACUCCCUGCUCGCGGACCCGACCAAUGAGACGGCAGUAAACCUCGUGACGUACGGCACCGACGAAGCCUUUGCUCUAGCCAGCAAGACCAUUUUCGACAGCCUUAGCGUCAGCAUCCCCAAGAAUAAGGAGAAGAAGGACGACAAGAAGGGCGACGAGGUCAAGCGGACGGAUCCUAUUGCGCUUCUGCUGUCGUACAUCCAUGUCUUUGAACUGGUGUUUACCUAUGUCUUCGUCGCUGGCGGCCUCUCCCUCAUCCUAACCACCCUCCUCGGCGGCCUCUCCCUCCCCGCCCGCCAGCGCAAACCCUCGCAGUACAUCCGUCUCGGCAUCAACGGCUCCUGCGGUUUGGGCCUCUGCCUCAUUUCCCUCAUCAAGUUCAAUAAAGAUCACGAGGCGAACUACCUGGUCAGCGUGUGGAUGAUCCCGACGCUCUGCAUCGUCUACUUCGUCUGCGUUUUGGCGAACCAUGUCCGUCUUCCUGGGAAGGCGAAGAGUCACUAGGGGGGAAGAAGCGUGUUGGAAGUUGUGGUGAGGGUGUGGAGCAUACAUGUAGUUGAUGGGAUAUGUGUUGGUCGUGUUGUAGACACCAAACUGUCUUUGCCGUUUGACUUCUUUCUGCGGAUUCGACAGCAGUUGCAUUUGUCUCGUAUUGUUGUCUAGAUGGAGUUAACAAUUCCAAGUCCCGGAGAUCACUUUACUCUGUCCACUAAUAUGCCGUGGGAGGAAAUGCGAUCUAGAGCAUGUGAGGGCGCGGCACUGAU